This is a messenger RNA of Cladophialophora bantiana CBS 173.52, 2508 nucleotides long. RefSeq lists its product as uncharacterized. Lineage: Eukaryota; Fungi; Ascomycota; Eurotiomycetes; Chaetothyriales; Herpotrichiellaceae. The transcript is spliced from 5 exons. The record is from RefSeq and is a predicted model, not a curated record. The coding region runs from base 1 to 2508 and encodes 835 amino acids.
AUGGCAACGACAACGGAAACCCUACAAAGGCCCUCGGAGACUCAGGACAAUGGAUUUGAGAGCAAACUACGAGAUCUUCUAUCCCACACCAGGAAAGUAGACUUAUCUACUCUCAGCCUCAGCCCCACGAAGGCUUCCAACGCCAUCCCCGGCAUCCUGUUACGCUACUCUGACGCUCUGAGAGGUGCGCAUCAAGCGUCCGAGGCCGAAGCGCUGGACCAGGUCCGCGAGAAAGCGGUCGACAGGAAAGCUUUCGGCGGGCUAGGCCUGCACGACGACAACGAGGCUACGCCUGCUCAGCAAUCAGAGGUGCUCUUCCAGGUGGAGGCGUGGCUAGAAGCCGUCAACUCCAGGGAAAGGGCAAAGAACUUUUUGUCGUAUCAGUCCGCGCCAGCGGAAGGGACAAGGCCCAUGAAUCUGGCCCAGAAGAUCUUCACCCAGCAUGUGAUUGGAGAGAAACCUGCCAAAGGGUUGGCGGCCGGCGACGUCAUCAGGAUUGGAAUCGACUGGAUUCUGGCGUCGGAAUUGUCCUGGCAGGGAAUGGUCCGGACGUGGAGACAACUGGGUUCUCCAGGAAUCUGGCGUAAUGAUCGUUUCUGGCUGGCUGGCGACCAUGUCGUCCACCCGGCCGUGGCACAGGUUCCCAAGAUCAAAGCCAUGGUGGAGGUCGCCGAGAAGGCAAAGAACGAGUUCAAGAUGACCGAGUACCAAGGCAUGAACUACACCAUCAUGCACACGGAGUUCGUUCGAGAACGUGUCGAACCGGGAAUGCUCGCAAUUGGUUCUGACUCGCACACUUGUUCUGGCGGAGCCGUGGGCUGCUUGUCCAUCGGACUCGGCACCGCGGAUGUGAUGAUGACCCUGGCGUUGGGCGAGACGUGGUUCAAGAUUCCCGAGUCGAUCCUCAUUGAUUUCAUCGGCCAGCCUGCCUUUGGCAUGUCUGGGAAGGACGUCAUCCUUUACAUCCUCGGCGAACUCAAGCGGAACACCGUCGCCGCGGAGCGGAUCGUCGAGUUCAGCGGUGAAGGGCUGAAGUACCUGUCGGUUGACGCCCGGUUCGCCAUCGCCAACAUGUGCACCGAGUUUGGCGCCAUUACAGGGAUUUUUGUGCCGGAUCGUAUCACCAGCGAUUACAUUGCACGGCGACGAAGGAAAGCGAAUCGUGUCAACUCGCUCUAUUUCCGACCAGACCCUGACGCCGAGUACGCAGGGAGAUAUACCAUCGACCUGUCCAAGGUUGAGUCCUCUGUCGCCGUCUACCCGAAUCCAGACGACGUGGUCCCCGUCUCGCAGAUGGCCGAGAAGCCCCUCGACGGAAUCUUCAUUGGCGCUUGCACGACCACCGAAGAAGAAUUGGUCCUAGCGGCGCUCGUGCUUAAGGUCGGUCUGGACAAGAAAUUGCCAAUGGCCAAGGGAAAAAGACAUUAUGUGCCAGGGUCGCUACCCAUUGUCGAAAAGCUGAAGGACCUGAAGCUCCUCGAGAUAUACGAGGCCGCGGGAUUCACUCGUGGUCCCCCAGGCUGUUCUUACUGUGUUGGUCUCUCCGCCGAGCACGCCGACGAGGGUGAGACGUGGUUGAGCUCGCAAAAUCGCAAUUUCCAAAACCGCAUGGGCAAGGGCGCAUUCGGCCAUAUCACGUCCGCUAUAGUUUGUGCAGCCUCGAGCUUCAGCAUGACCAUCACCAGUCCCGCGGACUUCCUCAAAGAGCUAGACAUGGAUUUCUUCAGACGAUACCGUCCUCUCCCUGAUGUCAAUAUGGCCCCGGUGGAAUACGUCGAACCCGACCUCAGCAGCUCGAGCGGCGGCAGCGAUAACGACAACAGCACCGCCAGCACCGCCAGCACGAUCAAUCCGUCACGAGACGCGGAAGACAAGCCGCUAGAGGAGCUCAAAAAAAUCACAAGCAAGAUCGUCACUCUGGGCGACUUCAUCGACACGGAUGCGCUGGCUCCAGGCUCCACUCUGACUACGUGCGUGACCGACGAAGAGUUCGGAGAGCACGUUCUCGAGCACACACAUCCAGACUUCCGGGCCAAAGUGCGGGGAGGGCAACAGGUCGUGGUAGCAGGGCGUGCGUUUGGGGUCGGAUCGAGCCGCGAGAUGGCUGUGGGUGCUUUGAAAGGGGUGGGCGUCAAGGCCGUCAUUGCCCGCUCGUUCGCGUUCAUCUACGGCCGCAACCAGCCCAGCCUGGGGCUUUUAGGCGUCACGAUGACGGACGAGGCCUUCUACGAGGCUGCGCGGGAAGGCGAGGAGAUCACGCUAGACAUCCCUGCUCGGACCAUCACGGUGGGCGGCACCAAGACAUUCCCAUUCACGUUGUCCGAGAUGGAAUAUAACUUGACCAUCAACAACGGCGUGGCGGAGAGUUAUCGGAGGUUUGGGAAGGUCAUCUGGGAGAAGUUCACGGGGGCGGGCAAGAAGGAGGAUGUCAAGACAUCGAUAGUUACGGCUGCGUUGGAGGGGGGCGGGGAGGGAGGGAAGAUAGGGGACAAGAAACUAGACUGGUAA